AUGCUAGCAAGGCAGGCGGAAGACGAGCUAGCAGCAACGGUUUCCUGGGGAGAUCAGAUGAAGAAGGCCAACGAGGCUCCGACCAAAAAGACCACGCGCCAAAACUUCCGAAUUAACGCUCUCAACACAUCGGUGAAGCAACUACGGCAAUCCCUCGCCGUCGUCGAGAGCACCCGCAAGCCGUUCGAUCCAGCUGAGUUGCAGCAGAUCGUAGAGGAGGGGGUCAAGGAUAACCUACGGCCGCGACAAGUACCCGAAGAAAGUGAGCAGGAGAGCAAGGAGAAAGGCGAGCCGGGGGCAGAGACCAAAGAAGGAGAGCAGAAGAACAAACUCGGAAGGCGAAAAUACGGCCUCGCGUCGGCUCGAUUGGUGGAAAAAAUGAUUCAAGCCGGCACUCCGCUGGUCCAGGUGGCGCCCCUGAUCAUAGGGACGGUCAAGACGGCCUAUGGAAUCGAGCUAGAUGGCAAGACCAAGUUCACCGGAACCACGGCGAAGAGGCACGUGCGCUCGGUAUUUUACAUCUCGAUAAAGCUGAGCUCAUCAGAGUCAUUUUGGCAGCUCCGCACCUUUUGA
Molecule: messenger RNA, 573 nt
Organism: Ectocarpus siliculosus
Lineage: Eukaryota; Phaeophyceae; Ectocarpales; Ectocarpaceae
Source: the annotation of a GenBank genome assembly